Molecule: messenger RNA, 859 nt
Organism: Penicillium brasilianum
Lineage: Eukaryota; Fungi; Ascomycota; Eurotiomycetes; Eurotiales; Aspergillaceae
Source: the annotation of a GenBank genome assembly
CUACCAUAUGGCUGAACCUUUCGGAAUUGCAGCAGGUGCUGUCGGCAUUGCUGCUGCGUUCACUGCCUGUGUGGAUUGCUUCCACUACGUCCAGUUCGGCCGUCAUUUUGGACGAGACUUUCAAACGGAUCUGCUGUCCCUUGACUGCGCAAAGCUCCGUCUGACACGCUGGGGGCAGGCUGUCAACAUUCUCAAUGAUCCCCAGCUGGGCAGACCUGAUGUCACUUCAGCCGAAAUCCAGACUGUGAAGAGUUCCUUGCUUCAGAUCAAAGCCCUCUUUGACGACACGGAGAAAAUUUCGAAAAAGUACACGCUCGACGCGAAAGCCGAAGACGAUCUUUCGAUACUUUCAAAUAGUGACAUGGAUCCUGCAGUCUUAGCACUCGCCAACAGGAUGAAAGCGCUUGCAAGUAAAAGGCAGCAAGGGCGCUGUAUCUCCAAGAGAGCAAGCUGGGCUCUGUACCACCGGUCGGAACUCAGUGAGCUCAUCACAAACAUUAUCUCUCUUAUAGAUAACGUGGAAAAGCUGUUCCCUGCAUCGCGGAUUCAGCUGGAGCUCGUCAAGCAAGAAAUAGCGGAAAUUCAAGGUAACAACCGGAGGGUUCUGAAACUAGUUGAGGCGGCUGCGCAGGGUGUUGACGAUAUGCUUCGCACGGCUGCAGGAGAAGCAUAUACUGGUCAUCGAUACUUGAGUGUGAAUAUUGAAGGCAAGGCCCACACUGGGGACGCGUUUGACAAUGACUGGACGAGUAAAGAUGUUGGAGCCAAGUCUCAUGUAUAUGACGGUGUGAUGGUGAAGACAGAGGGCAAAGCGUUGGUGGGAAACAAGUUUGGAGGAAGGGAUUUUUGGGAUGACUGA